CGUGGGGCGGGGGGAUGGUCGCCUCUGUUGACGGCAGUGUCGUGCUGGCACCUCAUGACGCUGGGAUUCCUCGUGUGUUUUUUUCCGUUUUAAUGGGAGCCUGACAAGAUGAAUAGACCAGACGGGCUCAUCCAACGCAGGAACGUUCCGAGAGACACACAGGACAAGAACAACAAAAAUGACGGCGACGACGAGAAGCGAAGACACUCUAGUGGAGAAGAGUACCUGGAUGAUGGGGACUGCAAGGAGACGAGGCUCACCCUGAUGGAGGAAGUGCUGUUACUGGGUCUCAAGGAUAAGGAGGGAUACACAAGCUUCUGGAAUGACUGCAUAUCCUCGGGUCUGCGUGGGUGCAUCCUAAUAGAGUUGGCAUUGCGUGGCAGGGUGGAGCUAGAGAAGGCUGGUCUGCGGCGCAAGUCCCUCCUCAACCGCAAGGUUAUAGUACGAUCUGAACUGCCAACUGGUGAUGUGCUGCUGGAUGAGGCACUGAAGCACAUAAAGGAUACAGACCCUCCCCAAACAGUACAGUCCUGGAUUGAAUUCCUAUCUGGGGAGUCUUGGAAUCCACUCAAAUUGAGAUACCAGCUUAGAAAUGUGCGGGAGAGAUUGGCUAAGAACAUGGUUGAGAAAGGAGUGCUUACUACAGAGAAACAGAACUUCCUGGUGUUUGAUAUGACAACACAUCCCCUCACAGACAAUGUAACCAAGACCAAACUAGUGAAAAAGAUUCAGGACAGUGUGUUGAGUCGAUGGGUGGGAGACCCACAGAGGAUGGACCGGCGGACACUAUCCCUCAUAUAUCUGGCCCAUGCUUCUGAUGUGUUGGAGAAUGCCUUUGCACCUCUGUCUGAUGAUGAUUAUGAGGUGGCCAUGAAGCGUGUACGGGAACUGCUGGAUCUUGACCUUGAUGCAGAAGCUGCCAAGCCCAAUGCUAACGACUUGAUGUGGUCAGUCUUUGCAGCAUUUAUCAAAUAGUACCUCUCUUGCCAGGGUUGAGAAGGAAAAGUAUGUUAUCAGUGCCUGUGAUUAUUCCGAUAACCUUGUUUUUGAAAGUAUUAGUAUUCUGUGUAUCUAUUCAUUAUUUCUAUCUUAUAAAAUUAAGCAUAUCUUUUCCCCUGGUUGAGUUUUCAUAGCUUUGCAUUAGAUGCAUUGAAAGAGAAUGAAUGUGUAUAAGGUGAAGGCCAUUUAAAGCUCCACUGACUUUCUCUAUAUUAGGUUUGGGUCAUAAUAGAUAGCCAACAGAUGAAGCCAUCAGAAGGAAAGAAGAAUUAAACAUUAUGGCAUAUACCUAUUAAACCCAGGGCAUUUAUGCAUGUAUAAUUGGUCAUUGAUUUCCUUAUUUUUUCAUUUUUUGUUUAAUUACUGUUAAUGAAUAACUUGGUAAAUAGAUUAUUUAACAAUAUCAGCAACAUUUCUGACCAACCCUUCAUGAAAAGUGCUUGGCAUCCUCCCCAGUGACUUCAAAUAUCCAGUUAAAUUUUGUAUAUUUGUACUGUUGAAUUUUACGCUCUUCUGUGGUAUGCAUAUUAGUUGUCAAUAUUAGAAAUAAUAAAAAAAAAGUUGUCAAGGCAUUAUUUAUAUAGGCUAGUGUGUAGAUACAGGUGUGAUGCCUAGACUAGGUUCUAUACUUGUUUGUAAGGCAAUUCUACAUGGCAUGACUUGGGUGUAGGGAGAGUGAAUUUUAUUCCACUUGCACAUAAGGUUUAUGAAAUCUUUAGUAUAAUUUUAGUCCAUUUCUGUAUUUAUAACUGGAUAUGUGUGUUACUUCUGGGAAGCAUUAGCAUAAACAACUUGCAGUGAUGGAAAUAGACUGUUACUGGUCUGAAGAAGUAUGACAGUUGUAGGAUGGACAACAAAACCGUUCUUUUAGUGUGAAUAAAUGAAGUGCUAUCUAAUGUCCUCAUCAUCAAAGUCAUGCCACUGUGGUCUUAGGAGAAUAGUUAGCAGAUGAGGAACUUGUAACCUAUUUCUUACACAGAAAAACAAAAGUGGUGGGGGUGAUGGUACUUGCUGUUAGUGGCACCUCUUGUUGAUUGGUUGUUACUAAACAUUAAACACUGAAAUGUAGAUUAUAUCAAUGGUACUUGUAUACUUAUUUUUUCAUUUUUAUUAUAAAUUCAUUACUGAGUGAUGUUACUCGUAGUUUGUUUUAAUUUUCAACCAAUUUCUCUCCUGAUUCUCCUGAUUUGUCUGCACUGCUCAAAUUCACUGUGGUGUGUACAUAAUUGAAAAAUAGUAAGUGAGCUGUCAUUACUUAGUUUACAUACCUUGGUAACUUAAUUCAGAUAGGUUUAAGUAAUUUGUCAGCCAAAAUGUAUGAUUACUCAAACACAGCUGCAUUUUAGAGAAUUUGUCGAGUGAUAUUUCAUAUAUAUAUAUAUAUAUAUAUAUAUAUAUAUAUAUAUAUAUAUAUAUAUAUAUAUAUAUAUAUAUAUAUAUAUAUAUAUAUAUAUAUAUAUAUAUAUAUAUAUAUAUAUAUAUAUAUAUAUAUAUAUAUAUAUAUAUAUACUCUUGCUGAUCUAACCCCAAUUCAAAACAAAAUGACAAAAAAUUUAUCUAUAUAUAAUAUAUAUUGUUAUUAGAAUCUGCUAAAUUGUCUUGAAAACUUGAACUCUACAUAAAUCAACAUGAUGAAGGGCUGGUAGCACCCAAACUCUACAUAAAUCAACAUGAUGAAGGGCUGGUAGCACCCAUGGUUUUGGUAAAUGUGUCGUCGGACAUAUUUAAUUUUAAGAGCUUGUAAAUAUGGGGAAUUUCAUUAUUUUGCACAUAAACUAUAACCAUUAAGUAUAUAUUCUUCAUUAUCAUAACUUAUAUUGAAAUUUAAUGUAUAAGAAUUAUCAAAUUAUGCAAAAUUGUUGUUAUAUUUGAAACAUCAUCAAAACCCAAAAUUAUGAAUUAUCCAGUUAAUUAUCAUUAGUGGAAAGUGAAUACAGGGAAGGAAGGGAACAUUUCAUGAUAUGGCUUUAACAGUAGCAGAAUGUUUUUUUGGUGAUGUUUUGUUUUCUUCUCUGUGUAAUGAGUUAUGAAUCUACAGUUUUGGCCUUAUGAACACCAGUUGUCAUAUUAUAGAUUCCUUGCUUGUUAAAUAUACAGAUAUUACAUUUUGGAAGCAACUUAUUUAAAUAAUUGAAAAUUAAAUAACAGGGGAGGAUGUAUGUUGGCAAUGGGGCAAGAGAGAGAGACGGGGUUUGGUUCCCAUGCACUCCAUACACAUAUGACAGUUAUAUUAUCAAGCCUUACAAUUUAGUAUCUUUUGUCCUUAAAGAAGCUUUUUUUCCUUACGGGUAAUUACCGACUUCCACACCAGACCAAAUCUUCUCUUGGCAUGGGACCACAGUGUUGGUUGUAAAGUUUGAGUCUUUAUCCCUUUAUUGAAAAAAAUGAUGGUGCUUUAUGGGAAUUGUGUCUAAUAUACUCCUAAUAUUUUUGUCAUUUGGUAUCUGAAUUUUAAAGUUGCUGGAUGUAUUGAAGGAAAUAUUUAAGAAAAAUGUAUUGGUUACCCCAACAUUAAUUUCAGGCAGUUUAGAAAGUAUGUUGUCUGCUGGAUGAGCUCAUGGCAUAAGUGUGUGCGUGUGUGUGUGGGUGUGGGUGUGGGUGUGAUGAUAGACAUCUCAUGAUGAACCAUUUGUAAUUAUAUGUACAGAAAGCAACAUCCAGAUUAUUCCAGUUUUGCUGCAAGGUUGCCCAGACUCAUUUGAUAUUUGGAAUUUGUUGUUGCAUUUUCAAAAGUGGAAAUCUUAGGAAAUGUUUUGUAGGACAUACCCUUUUCAUCUUGGAAGUAUUUCACUUGAUUCCAAGUACUUAUAUAAGCUUGAAGAAGUGAAAGUCCGGUUCCAUUGUAACUGACCUAACAGGAGCAAUGGCACAUUCCAUCAUGGUUCUUACUGUCAUAGAAAAGAAUGGGUGAAGAGUUUGAGGAGAUAUUGUAGAAGUAUUGAGUUGUCCUGGUAUAAUGUUAACUUUCCUUAUUCCUUUCAUCAUUGUAAUAAGUAAUUGUUUUCAGCAGAUCUAUAACUGAUUGCUUGAUAUCAACAGAAUCACAGUUGAAUUCAAACUUGAAGAUAAGAAUCAGAAUAAUUACACUAUACUUUCAGUAAAUUGUUAUUUUUAUGUGUUUAUCCAUUCAUUUACUUUUUAUGUAAUUAAGAUUAACAUUAUCAAUUAUAUUAUUUUUAUUUUGUGAAAUAAAAUUUUACGUAAAAACUUGCAGUUGUGACCAUUUGGUACAUAUGUAAAUAUAUAAAAAGUGAAUAGGGAGAUGUUAUAGUAAGAAAUGUACAUUCACAAUAGACUGAUAGACAUGUUUAUUCAUAAAAUUAGAGAGGAAAUAAUUUUUGCUUCCUUCCACACCUUUGCUUGUUAUAGAUGAUAAAAUAUGAUGAAUGAUAAAGAUUUAUUGAAGAGUAAAAUUAUGAUGAUUCAGAGGGUGAUGACUGCUUCUCUGCCUCAUAAGGCUACUGGAAGCCAUCCUUCAUUAUAUCCUCAACAAUGUCAGUUGAAAGAAUCACAGCUAGCUUUUGCUCAUCACACUUUGUUUCAGUUGUGACCAGGAAGGCUCACUUGCUUGCUGUUAGCAUCACUCAGUUUUGAGAGCAAUGGGAUUGUUGUUUGGUUAUUUUAGGUCAUCAGGCAAACAUAGCUACAUCAUCUCAUUCAUUUAUUUGUUUAAUUUAAUUAUUUGUUUAUUUAGUUGUUUUAAUUUUAUUUUUUCCCGUAGGACAUGGUCACAUUAUUGAACAUCAGCUAUUUAUCCAGCACUAAUUGUUUGUUUCUCUUUUCUCUCUCUCUCUCUCUCUCUCUCUCUCUCUCUCUCUCUCUCUCUCUCUCUCUCUCUCUCUCUCUCUCUCUCUCUCUCCAAGUAUCAAUAGUCCUCAUGCAAUGCAAAAAUGAAUUAGAUGUCCAGUAGCCAAGCUGCUUGGCUGAUGAUUGCAUAAUUGUGACAUGAAUAAGUGAAAUAUCAAAAACUUUUUAAACUUUACAUGUGAUGGAAAAUUUUCAUUAAUUUUAAAUAUUGCUAGAUAUCAGGUUUACUGGUGCAGACUUCAUGGGUGCAGAAAAUGGUGUAUUGAUGAAAUGAAUGUGCUGCCUUUUGAGUUGCUUUUCGUUAUUAUACCUUUGUGACGCUUGCAAACAGUUUGUAAAGCAUUUAGUUCUGUUUUUUUCAGCCACAGACUAUUAUUAAACUGUUCACUUGACAUCUGAUUAAAGAUCGUAUAAACUACAGAUUAACGGAAUUCACUCAUGAAAUGCAUGUUUUAAUUUCAUUAAUUUAUAGAUGACUAACUUAUUGUUUCAGUUUUAGUUUUCAGUUUUGUUUAUUAGUACUACUACUGGAUUAAUAUUUUGGUUUCCCUGUGUGUGUGUGUGUGUGUGUGUGUGUGUGUGUGUGUGUGUGUGUGUGUGUGUGUGUGUGUGUGUGUGUGUGUGUGUGAGAGUAAAUUUGUUAUAAGGUGAUGCUAAUAGGAUCUUUAUUGUCUUUAUGAAAAUAUUUUUAGGGCACAGGUUAGCCUUUAUGAAAUCUUGUUUCUAACAUACUAUAGUCUGUCCGUUUUUAUUAUCUCAGAGCAAACCGUGUGUUCGGUUGGCACCCCUGCCUCACCUCUGCUCUCGCUCAGCCCCGCUGAGACGCAGAUUCAUUAACAAACAUUUAUAUAUAUUCACUUUACUCAGUAACAUGUAACUUGUGUCGUUACUGAGUAAAGUGAAUAAAUAUAAAUGUGUGUUGAUGAAUCUGCAUCUCAGCGGGGCUGAGCGAGAGCAGAGGUGAGGCAGGGCUGCCAACCGAACAAACGGUUUGCUCUGAAAUAAUCAAAACGGACAGACUAUAGGUAAACAAAAUUAUAGAAAUGGCAGCUCAAUCAAGAACUUUACUUUGAGCAUGGAGUCUUUUUCACUUUGAGCUAUCAAGCUAAAUAUCCUUUUAAUAUGGAUGUAACUUGUAGAGAAUAUAUAAUUUCUUUGAAUAAUUCUUUGCAGAGCCACUGUAUCUCAUUCUUGCUUCUCUUAUAGCUGGCAGGAUUCAGCAGCUUUCAGAUUUUGUUGGUGGUUAUGAGUGACUGGAACACUUAGAAAGUUGUUAUGGAACAAAUUUGCCUAGUCUUAAAUUUUCAAUAAACAAAAAUUACCAAUGAAGGAAAAAGUUUCCUGUUGUAAAUUUUUAGCUAUUUUUCCAGACAUUAUAAAAGAGUUUGUAGCUGCAACACAUGGUAUUUUCUUUUGUUUUACUUCUUAAACUGCACAUAAACUAUAAUUUGUUUUUAUUUAUAGCAUUCCAAGAAUACAAUUUUAAGCUUGGCAGGUGUUUGCAUACACUUUUGUUGGGAAGAUAUGCUUUUUAAAUAUCUGCACUGUGACUGAACGACUUUAUUAAUAAAAGAUUCUUGUUUA
This is a messenger RNA of Portunus trituberculatus (swimming crab), 6390 nucleotides long. It is a transcript of the gene sau, whose product is annotated as Golgi phosphoprotein 3 homolog sauron-like. The record is from RefSeq and is a predicted model, not a curated record. Gene Ontology annotation, molecular function: phosphatidylinositol-4-phosphate binding. Lineage: Eukaryota; Metazoa; Arthropoda; Malacostraca; Decapoda; Portunidae. Gene Ontology annotation, biological process: Golgi vesicle budding; Golgi to plasma membrane protein transport; retrograde vesicle-mediated transport, Golgi to endoplasmic reticulum. The coding region runs from base 109 to 975 and encodes 288 amino acids. Gene Ontology annotation, cellular component: trans-Golgi network; cytosol; Golgi cisterna. The transcript has 6 exons.